Messenger RNA from Dendrobium catenatum, 1872 nucleotides. Its product is annotated as cytochrome P450 84A1. Gene Ontology annotation, biological process: lignin biosynthetic process. The record is from RefSeq and is a predicted model, not a curated record. The transcript has 2 exons. Bases 94 to 1629 code for a protein of 511 amino acids. Lineage: Eukaryota; Viridiplantae; Streptophyta; Magnoliopsida; Asparagales; Orchidaceae. Gene Ontology annotation, molecular function: iron ion binding; oxidoreductase activity, acting on paired donors, with incorporation or reduction of molecular oxygen; monooxygenase activity.
CUCCACUUAUUCUCAGGGGAGAGAGAGAUAACCACUUGUUCAGUUCUUCCCACAAGCAGAGUAGAGAAGAGAGGCAGAGAGAAAGAUAAAAAGAUGAGUUUUUUCUUCCUCUUUUUCCUCCUUCCUCUCACUAUUCUCUUCCUCCUUUCCUUCCUCCGCCGCCGGCCGCCUCUGCCCUUGCCCCCAGGCCCAAAACCCCUCCCCAUCAUCGGCAACAUGCGCAUGAUGGGCCAACUCACCCACCGCGGUCUGGCUCGACUUGCCGACCGUUACGGCGGCCUCUUCCAUCUCCGCCUCGGCUUCCUCCACGCCGUCGCUGUCUCCACUCCCGAAAUAGCCAAACAAGUCCUCCAAGUCCAGGACAACAUCUUCUCCAACCGGCCCGCCACCAUCGCCAUCUCUUACCUCACCUACGACCGCGCCGAUAUGGCCUUCGCCCAUUACGGCCCAUUCUGGCGGCAGAUGCGCAAGCUCUGCGUCACCAAGCUCUUCAGUCGUAAGCGAGCCGAGUCAUGGACCUCGGUCCGCGAAGAAGUCGACUCCACCAUUAAAACUCUAGCUAACAAAACCGGCUCUCCGGUGAACGUCGGAGAGCUCGUCUUCAAUCUAACCAUGAACAUCACCCUUCGAGCUGCUUUCGGAACUCAGUCGAGCGACAACGAGGAGAAGUUUAUUUCCAUACUACAAGAAUUUUCAAAGUUGUUUGGGGCAUUUAAUAUAGGUGAUUUUAUACCUUGGCUGAAGUGGUUUGAUCUAAAUGGGAUUAAUGAGAGAUUAAGGAAGGCAAGAUUAGAGCUUGAUGAGUUCAUCGAUAAGAUUAUUGAAGAACAUAGAAGAAAUCCAAAGGAAGCUGAUGCAGAGGAUACUGAUAUGGUGGAUGAUAUGCUGGCUUUUUUUGUUGAUCAGACAGAGGAAACUGGAGGAAAUGCCCAUACGAAAGAUUUCCAAGGAAAUCUCAAGCUUACAAAGGAUAAUAUCAAGGCUAUUAUAAUGGAUGUGAUGUUCGGCGGGACGGAAACAGUGGCUUCAGCAAUCGAAUGGGCAAUGGCGGAAAUCCUUCGAAGCCCCGACGAACUGAAACGGAUCCAGACGGAGCUCAAUCAAGUCGUCGGCCUCACACGCAAAGUCCACGAAUCGGACCUCGAAAAGCUCCCUUACCUCAAAUGCGCCAUCAAAGAAACCCUCCGCCUCCACCCUCCCAUCCCGCUCCUCCUCCACGAAACCGCCGAAGACUCCGCCGUGGCGGGCUAUUUCAUCCCCGCGCGCACCCGCGUGAUGAUCAACGUAUGGGCGAUCGGCCGGAACAAAGCCGCUUGGAAAGACCCCAACGCCUUCCGACCGGCGCGCUUCGCGCCGGGCGGAUUAGACUCCGCCGUCGAUUUCCGCGGCAACUUCUUCGAACUUCUACCCUUUGGUUCGGGCCGCAGAUCCUGCCCGGGGAUGCAACUGGGGCUGUAUGCGCUGGAGCUGGCCGUGGCGAAUCUGCUACAUUGCUUUGCGUGGGAAUUGCCGGACGGGAUGAAGCCGUCGGAGUUGUCGAUGGACGAUGUGUUUGGGCUAACGGCGCCGCGAGCGGAGCGGCUGGUGGCGGUGCCCAAGCCCAGACUCCUGUGCGCGCUGGAUGCGUAGAAGGUACGGUGGCCUAAUUAAUAAGGAAAUUGUGGAGUACUGUCAUGUAAUUUCGUAUGUAUUACUGUCGCGAGAGGGAAAUUGUGAUUGUUGUUGGAGAAUUUUACGUCGAUUGAUUUUAUGUUUAUAUGUAUGAACAGAUUGCUGAAAGGGAAUAAUUACUUGUUUAUAAUGCGGGGAGUUAUUGCUGAAGGAAAAUUUGUUGAAGCUUUCGUUCAACGACCUAAGGGGGUUUGAUAUUUC